This is a messenger RNA of Trypanosoma grayi, 846 nucleotides long. Its product is annotated as essential for mitotic growth 1. The transcript has a single exon. The record is from RefSeq and is a predicted model, not a curated record. Lineage: Eukaryota; Euglenozoa; Kinetoplastea; Trypanosomatida; Trypanosomatidae. Gene Ontology annotation, biological process: rRNA base methylation. Gene Ontology annotation, cellular component: small-subunit processome; nucleolus. Bases 1 to 846 code for a protein of 281 amino acids. Gene Ontology annotation, molecular function: rRNA binding; rRNA (pseudouridine) methyltransferase activity.
AUGGAGUACCGGCAGAAGGCAGUGCGGCUGCCCCGCUCGGCGGAGGACAAGGCGCGCUGGCGGCGUGUGGUUGUGAUCCUCGAGCACUGCCCGCUCGCUGUGGUGCGCACCGAGUGGGGCUUCGAGCUGCUCUCCGAGAAGCACCGCGCGUACCACGCGCGCAACAAGCAGGACCCCGCCGAGUGGCGCCCCGACGUGGUGCACCAGACGCUGCUGCACCUCCUCGACUCCCCACUCAACCGUGCUGGGCUGCUGCAGGUGUUUCUGUGCACAAAGAAGGGCGUCGUGAUCGCCGUUGACCCGCGGCUGCGCGUGCCGCGGCACAUGCGGCUCUUUGAGAAGAUGAUGGUGUCGUGCCUGUACAAGAUGAAGGUGCGGGCGGCGCACGGCUACCUCUCGCUGCUGCGCGUCGUGCGGAACCCCGUCACGGACCACAUCCCGCCCAACUCCACAUUGAUACGCGUGGAGAAGGACGGCGAUGCGGUGCCGGACCUCUACGCCUUCUGCGCCAGCUGUGGCCUCGGCACCGACGAAGGCAGCAGCAAUAAGAAUAAUAAAAACAAUAAUAAUAAUAAUAAUGCAGGUGCAAGCUCCUCCGCCGCUGGUGACGCCUCAACAGACUUUGCGCGGCGGCAGCGCGCUGCUGCUGAGGCGCGACAAUUCCGCCCAUUUGCGUUUAUUGUUGGCGGCAUGUCGAAGGGCGACGUGGAUGCGCCGUACGCGGCGAAAGGACAAGUGCAGAGCAUCCGCCUCGGCGACAGGGGCAUGUCGGCAGCGGCAGUGUGCAGCAGCAUCGUGCACGCCUUUGAGGAGGAGUGGCUGCGCGAAGACAACGAGGCGGAGUAG